This is a messenger RNA of Talaromyces stipitatus ATCC 10500, 3495 nucleotides long. RefSeq lists its product as uncharacterized. NCBI's taxonomy places the organism in Eukaryota, Fungi, Ascomycota, Eurotiomycetes, Eurotiales, Trichocomaceae. Bases 1 to 3495 code for a protein of 1164 amino acids. The record is from RefSeq and is a predicted model, not a curated record. The transcript is spliced from 3 exons.
AUGGCGGGAGAUGAUCCGUUCGCUUUUCUCGCAACCCAGGAACCCCCCAAACCCCUCGAGUCAUCCAAGUCGGUUAGACGGUUAAAUUGGGGAGGACAAAAGACUGGUGGUGACCAGAAAUCUAAAUGGCGUGAGAAGCUGUUUUCGAAAGACCGUGACGCUAAACAGGCAGAGGCUACUGAGCGCCAACUAGACGACUUUUUGGGACUCAACCGCCCCAAACCGAUAUCUGAAUCCCUGCCAGCCAUACCUUCUGUCUCCGAUCCCAUAUUUGAACCGGACACAUCACAACGACGCGACUUGUCUACGCCGCCAUCUCCUCCUAAACAACAUGCCACCCUCUCCCCGCAAGCCAGUACUCAGGCUAGUCCGCCGAAACCACGCCGACGCAAAGGGCUACGAGUGACUUUUACGGAUCGGCCGCCAGAAGUUAUGGGUGAAGGUGGUGAUGAAUCUGAAGAACCCACAGUGGAAAUAUCUCGCAAGAAAGGUCGCCCUAUGAAGGCUGUCUCGAAAUCACAUAUUGAUGAUGGAGGAUACGAAGACCUACAAGAUCGCCGGCCCACUCUACCCGAGCUACACCUAGAUACAUCUUUUGCUAGUGGUGCUACGGCAAGCGAACCUGAAAAAGCACCGGCCUGGAAGCCGCUGUUGAUAAGUCCGCAGGAUCAGGACUUUCUCAUGGCGUUGAACUCUGGCGAGCCAGGGUCAAGGCUAUCUUUCCGAGCAUCCCCCGAUUCGAAAUCAUUUGCCCAACGGAUACAUGCCCGAAUGCAGGAGGAAGAAGGUCUUGCGUUACAGCAUCGUCUACGGCAGGAAGAUCCUACCUCACCCACUGAAGAAGAUGACGAGCCCCAGCACCGACAGCAGGCAUCACUACCGACCCGUCCGUCAUUCACAUCGCAGCGGUCCCAGCUUUCCCAGCAGUCGUUAGACGUUGAUGUUGGAACACCUACCUUGUCACUUCGGACGACUCCGGUCCCGGCUGUCCAUGAUCAGAUCAAAGCGCUUCGACGUGAAGACAUUCCUGAGAUAUUGUCUCCCGGAGGAAGUUCUUCUAGCAGUCUUUCACCAACGGGUGAUGAGUCCAAACCUGCGUAUCCGACCAGUGAAGCAACCCAUCCUCAGUCAACUCCUCCACCGCAGUAUCAAGUGGCUCCACCUCCCCCAGUGAUAACAGAGCCUGCCAAGCCGUCCAGUGCUGCUUCUGCGCCGCGUUCAGCAAAGAUGACUCUUCGGUCGGUGGCUAAUGCGAUGGGUGACACUGCGUACCAGGAGUUUACGGCUUAUGUGGAGAGAUUCAGUAGUCUGUACGGGUUAGCCGCAGAGAACGUGAAACCGCUAAUGGAAACGUCAUUUGCUGAAUGGGUGAGAGCCUCCACGUGGUGGUUUCUUCGCGGUAGAUCUAGAUUGGAAUCUGCUGUACGUUCGGGACGCAAUCCGGAGACCGUCGAAGCUACCCAGGCGGUGGUUGAUCUUGGCAAAGCAUGGUGGAUCUCUACGCAAAUUGUGCCAAAGCAUCCUGAGGUGACCCGAUACGGUAGAAUGAGUAUUGAUACCUUGGUGGCUGUGGUCAAUACAACAGGAGACCAUAGGAUGGCGGGUUUAGUCAAUAUACACCAAAAGAUUCUGAAUCAUUUACGUGCCUUGACCGUAUCUAUGAAACGCAAUCAGAUUCUGUCCGCUAUAGGGUCGAACUCUCAUGUCAAUGACCAUCCAUUAGACACUAACAUCUGGGUGCGGUAUCCGUUUUUUGCACCCGAUGUGGCGGCUGCAGUUUCGGGCUCAAACCGACGCUCUAUGUUGGUUGACUCCUCCCCAUUGGCAAGUACCCCUGAGAUGAUGUUAGUGGGCGAUACGAGCCGAUAUUUCAGCUACGGGACUAUGUUUGUGGAAGUCUCUUUGACUGGAGACGAAGAGGAUGAUACCACCCAAUACGCCAUUCAAUGUGUACUGUCCAUCAGACGAGACAAAUCUGACUGGUACGUUCUUGCGGCUAUUUCCAGUCAAAGUGAACUCGUCAACAUCUUGAUUCAAGGCGACCGAAAAAACGGACCAACGUGGGACGAUGUCCAAUGGCAGGUGAAAGCGCGGACGAUGACAGUGAAACUUCGACGCGGCUUUCAAUUGAAUGUGGCAUUCCAAGAAAAGGACUUCAAGAUGCUUUGGAACAUUGUUCAAUACACUCUUAAGACAGAAGCGAGCCUUAAGCCUGAGGCCGGUGAAAAGCGGAUUUUCCAUGACACUCUCAAAAUGUUUCAGUACAUGGACUCGGGCACGCCGAAAGCCUUCCCUUCCGAACCCUCGCCACUUUGUCGAAUGGCGCUGUUUGAAAAGACUGUUACAUGGACUGAAGGCACAGGAACCCGUAAAGCUCACCGGGGCUUCCGACUUUCUGUGGUAACAAGUCCUCAGACCAAGACACUCAGCGGCGUCCAACAUACUCUAGGGCAUGGUGCGCCUAUUGUGUUUGGUUAUCUUCGUGGUGAGAAUGGAUCGCCUGCACUGUUGCUUAAGUUGAAGGAAGAUUCAAGGGCGCGUUCGAUGGUGUUGACUUUCGAUCGCAUCGAACAGCGAACUUUGAUGCAUUCUCUCUUGCUUGGUAUGCUCGCCGGUGACAAUGAGAUCACCUAUCCUAAUCUCCCAAUUCGCUCUUAUUCGAUAGAAGAGGCAUGCGAUCCUGUGACAGGAGGACCAGGAAUGUCUCACCUCAAAUUCAAUGCGGGAGCUGUGUCCGUAAUCGACUUGGAUUCAUCUCAUCUUGAACAUAACUUUGGCCAUCAGGUACUUUCUCAGAACCUCCGUGCGCUGGUCAGUACCGACUGGGGGACUGUUACGGAUCGUAUCAACCUAGGCCCUGGUGAAAUGAAAAUUGGGCUUGAUAUCAAUUCCAACACUACCUUCACAAUGUAUCGCGCACGCCAAGAAGACGUGACAGUGGCUAUUGCGGAGAAUCUUGUGGAAAAAGAGCUUCCCGACCGCUUGACGCAAUUUUUGGAAGCGUCCAAGACUAAACCCACGAUUCGGCGUUUCGACUUCAACUCGAUUGAAAGUUUACAUAAAUUCGAGGAGUUGAUGACUGGAUUCCGAGUCGUUUUCGAUGGCACAGCAACCAGCUUUGCCAUUGCUCGUCGACGCAUGGUCGUUCCAAUUCAUAAAAAAUGGGAAGCGAGCGGAGUGCGACUACAACUCGUAGCGCAGAACAAAACAAUUCAACUGGUUGCUUUCUUUGGCAACGACUUCAGUCACGGCAAAUGCAUGAAUUUUGUGUUGAGAGGAACCGAUAACUACGAAAGCUCCAGCCGGUCGGGGAAGUUUACAGUCCGAAUCAUUGAUGCUAAAUUUGCUCUUCCCAAAAGAAAUGAAGAGGAGGCAUCCGGAUUUGUCUGCUUGGAUAUGCUGGACUAUGCGAGUGAGCAUGAUGACAUUACCAUCGGGUUUGAAUCCGAGCAAGGUAAGGAAACCCUAAUGGAGCCUGCAGACCACUUAUGCUAA